Meloidogyne enterolobii is the source of this 675-nucleotide messenger RNA. Lineage: Eukaryota; Metazoa; Nematoda; Chromadorea; Rhabditida; Meloidogynidae. The record is from the annotation of a GenBank genome assembly.
AUGUCUACGAUUACCUGCGAUUUUCCUGAGUUCGACUGGUUAAGAAACCAUUGGCCAUUUGGAGGAGGACACGGACAGAAUAAUGGAGGUGGAAACAAUGAACAAAUUAAUCAGUUUAAUCAACACAUACACCAUCCAGUACAUCCACAAGAACAUCCACAUGAACAUCCUCCAGUAUACCAACAACCACAGCAAAUACCUUGGCUUCAACCAUACCACCACCAACAACAACAGCACCCACAACCAAUACAUCCUCAUAUGCCAAUACAGCCACAAAUACCAUGGUUUCAGCAACAACAGCAACACCACCAACAACAUCAUCCACACCAACAACCACAACAGGCUAUUUCAUAUUCCGAUAAUAAUUAUACUAAUAGUCAAUCUUCUUCAAGCAAUCCACAACAAUUUCCUUCAUUUAACCGUUUGGAUUCAGUUAACUCUCGUCCUUAUCCACAACAAGAUUCUGACGAUGAAGGUAGUGAUAAUGGUGGAGAACCUUCACAAGUGACAGAUUAUUCUGACCUAGACCGUAAACGACGUUCUGCUUCUUUAAUGGGCCAGAAUGAUAAGGAACAAAAGAAGAAUGGAAAAAUUCAAGGAAAUAAUUUGGAUAAAAAUCAAAUUAUUAAUUCUGAUUCAAAGAAUCAAUUGAGUAAGAAAUGUUUAAAAAAUUAA